GCAACACGAGAAUGGUAAUUAGUUUAGUUGGAGAGAUGACUACGUAGUCCUAAGUCCUAACUUCGUGUCUGUCAAUCAUCGGUUCCCCUUAGGUUUCAGCAGAGAAAUCAAUAAUCGCGGGAUUCGGACCCAACUCGACUCGGGUCCUUCGUAGUUUUCAUCCGACGCUCCUUCCCUUCAUUCUUGGACCAUUGUGUUAUUUUGGGGGCUACAGAGAAUCUCGUCAUUUGUGUUGAUUGCAGUUGUUUGUAAAGGCUAGUGCUCAGCACAGAUGUCUAAUAAUCCUCAAUUUCCUGGUUUACAGCCUCUUCGGCCUCCUAUUAUGGGUUCAGUGGAGCCCCCUCGGAAUUUUGCUCCUCCCAUGCCUCUUCAAUUCCGCCCAGCAGUUCCUGCUCAGCAAUCACAGCAGUUCAUUUCCCAACAUUAUCCACCUCUUGGCCCUGGUGUUCCCCUAAUGAAUGUUGGAAUGCCUUCUCAAAAUCAGCAACCCCAAUUUGUUCAAUCAAUUCAACAAAUGCCUCCAAGACCUGGGCAGCAGUUACCGAUGUCAUUGCCUGUUGCUAGGGCGAAUAUGCCAAUUCAAUCUGAAUCAAUGGUGCCUCAGUCUGAUUCUCAAACCCCUAAUGGUUAUACUCCAGGUUUAGGUGGCUCUGGUUUACCCCUCUCUUCAUCAUAUACGUAUGCACCAUCUUCUUAUGGUCAAGUACAAAAUAAUUUUAGUGCCACCAGCCAAUAUCAAGCUGUUUGUCAAACCCAAACUCUUACUGUUUCUUCUGGGGAGCAACUAAGAGCAAGCAUAAGCACUGCCUCGGGUACCUCUCUUCUGAGCAGCGGUGAACAACCAUCAAUUCUAACUAUUGCACCUUCAGCAACAAAUUUCCUGCCAGAUUCCUCGAGGGAUGGAUCAACAGAUUGGAUUGAGCAUACUUCUGCUAAUGGAAGGAGAUUUUACUACAAUAAGAAGACUAAAGUAUCCAGCUGGGAGAAGCCUUUCGAAUUGAUGACACCAAUUGAGAGGGCGGAUGCAUCAACCAACUGGAAAGAGUAUAGUAGUCCUGAUGGAAGAAAGUAUUACUACAACAAAGUCACCAAGGAAUCAAAAUGGAUCAUCCCUGAAGAACUGAAGUUGGCCCGUGAACAAAUUGGAAAGGUCAUUGUCAAUGGAAUGGAACCCGUUCUGAAUUCUCACACUCAACAUUCAAAAUCUCCCACUGCAGUUGAAGCAACAUCAAUUGAUAAUUCAUCUUUAACUGGUCAAGGAGAACCAUCAAGUCCCAUUUCAGUUGCUCCUGUUGUUACAAUGUCUUCCAGUAAUCUUCAUUCUGAGAUGACUGCUGGAUCAUCUGCCUCUCCUGCUGUGGCUCCUAUGAACAGAACAAAUGUGGAUGAAGUUGAGGCACCUGCAAACACUGUCACGCCAUCAGAUUCUAACAUGGAUGAAACAUCUGUUGCUGAUGUCAAUACUUCUAGAACACCAAUGAAGGAUGCGGAGAAUGUUUCAUCUCAAGAUACUCUAGUUUCUGCUGAUGGGGUUCCAGCAGAGGAUAAGGAAGACGCUAAGAAAGACACGCCGGGAGAGAAAACAAAUGAGGUUGCUUUGGAAACAAAAGCCGUUGAGCCUGAACCUUUAGUGUAUGCCAAUAAGAUGGAGGCUAAAAAUGUUUUUAAAGCACUUUUGGAGUCUGCAAAUGUUGGAUCUGACUGGACUUGGGAUCGGGCCAUGAGAGUAAUAAUCAAUGACAAAAGGUAUGGUGCCUUAAAAUCACUCGGAGAGCGGAAGCAAGUUUUUAAUGAGUUCCUAAAUCAGAAGAAAAAGCAGGAAGCUGAGGAAAAGCGCAUGAAACUGAAAAAGGCACGGGAGGAUUUCAAGAAAAUGUUAGAAGAAUCCACAGAGUUGACAUCAUCCACAAGAUGGAGCAAAGCAGUAUCUCUGUUUGAAAAUGAUGACCGUUUCAAGGCUGUGGAACGCGACAGAGACAGAAGGGAUCUGUUUGACAGUUUCAUGGAGGAACUUGUAAACAAGGAACGAGCAAAGGCACAGGAGGAGCGGAAGCGAAACAUAUUGGAAUACAGGAAGUUUUUAGAAGCUUGUGACUUUAUUAAGGCUAGCACUCAGUGGCGAAAAGUUCAAGACCGCUUAGAGGCUGAUGAAAGAUGUUUCCGUCUUGAGAAAAUUGAUCGCUUAGAAAUAUUUCAAGACUAUUUACAUGACUUAGAGAAGGAAGAGGAAGAGCAGAAGAAGAUACAUAAGGAAGAAUUGAGAAAGGCAGAACGUAGAAACCGUGAUGAGUUCCGCAAAUUGAUGGAAGAAGAUAUUGCCAUGGGCACUCUCACAGCAAAAACUCACUGGCGUGAUUAUUACGUGAAGGUCAAAGAUUUACCUGCUUAUGUGGCUGUGGCUUCAAACACCUCAGGUUCAACUCCAAAAGACUUGUUUGAAGAUGUUUCUGAAGAGCUUGAAAAACAAUAUCAUGAAGACAAGACUCGUGUAAAAGAUGCAGUGAAGUUGGGGAAGAUCACAUUGUCAUCAACCUGGACAGUAGAAGACUUUAAAACAACCAUACUAAAAGAUAUUAGUUCUCCACCCAUAUCUGAUGUUAACAUAAAGCUAGUAUUUGAUGAGCUACUAGAACGGGCAAGAGAGAAGGAGGAGAAAGAAGCUAAGAAGAGGAAGCGUCUCGCGGAUGAUUUCUUUCAUUUGCUUUAUUCUAUCAAGGAUAUUAACGCGUCUUCAAAGUGGGAGGACUUCAGAUCACUUAUUGAAGAUUGUCAAGAGUUCAGAUCAAUAGGAGAUGAGACCUACUGCAAGGAAAUAUUUGAGGAGUACCUUGCACAGCUGAAAGAGGAGGCAAAGGAGAGUGAGCGAAAGCGGAAAGAGGAAAAGCAGGCAAAAAAGGAGAAGGAGAGAGAGGACAGGGAAAAAAGGAAAGGAAAGCAAAGAAGGGAAAAAGAGAAAGAGGAGGGUCAUAAGAGGGAUAAAGCUGAUAGUGACAAUAUGGAUACAACUGAAAUUCAAUCUUCCAAAGAAACCAAAAGAUCUGAAGAUGAUAGUAGGAAACAACGAAAGCAGCACCAAAGUCCUGAGCACGUUUCUCAUGAAACUGACAAAGAGAGGACUAAAAAAUCUCGAGGACAUAGCAGCGAUCGCAAGAAAUCAUCACGGCAUGCAUCUGGUCAAGAAUCAGACAGUGAAGUGCGACACAAAAAACACAAGAAAGACCACCGUAGUAGUUCUCACAGAGAUUGUGAUUAUGGAGAGCUUGAAGACGGGGAGUUUGGUGAUGAUGGAGAAAGAUGGUAGUAAUAUGGUCAUCCACUUACCCUCUGUAUUGCUCAAUCUCAUGUAUUCCAAAUAUUAGAACAUCAGAGAAUUGCCAUUUUAUUUCUGUUUUAGUCAGAGAAUUCGACUAGGAGGUAAGUCUCAGCUCCCUGCUCGCAUGGCAACUAGCAUGUAUCAGCAUGUUCUUUGAUGUCAGUGCCCUUUUUUUGUAUGUUAAUAUUGUAAUAAGAUUUGACGCCGUGUACCUUCAUGGCCAUGGUAUAUGAACCUCACUGACUAGGUUAGAUUGUAUCUCUCAGUGGCUAACACCUAGACUCAUGUCUGAAUUUGGUCCUCAUCACAAUGUCAUCUCGAGAUUUUCAGAUAGAUUCAAGUUUCGUGAAAGAUUGUAAGCUAAAUCAAUCGUAAAUCUACAUAUAAGCCUGUAAGAGUGAGAGUUUUAUACUAAGCAUGUUUUUGUGUUUUUACGUAUAUUAGACCUGGCUGUACCUGAAGAAAGACCAACAGCUAAAUUGAUUUUACUGUCAUGUGAA
Messenger RNA from Prosopis cineraria, 3813 nucleotides. RefSeq names its product pre-mRNA-processing protein 40A-like. Lineage: Eukaryota; Viridiplantae; Streptophyta; Magnoliopsida; Fabales; Fabaceae. Gene Ontology annotation, cellular component: U2-type prespliceosome; U1 snRNP. Gene Ontology annotation, molecular function: RNA binding; protein binding. The record is from RefSeq and is a predicted model, not a curated record. Gene Ontology annotation, biological process: mRNA cis splicing, via spliceosome. The transcript has 29 exons. Bases 272 to 3301 code for a protein of 1009 amino acids.